GGUUAAACUCACUAGCGAGGCGCACUCUCCGCCGAACAGCAAUAUCGCUCACCAUCCUGCUCGCUACUGACCAACUUCGUGAGUACGGUGAGAUGGCGGGGUUGCGAUGGGCCGCUCUCAUAAUCGGGCUUGCCAGGACGCACAGACGGGCGGGAUCGUGCAUUAGAUUUGAGCGACCGUAUCACGCGAGCGGAGGGUUGUACAAACAGAAAGCGCGGGCGCAUAGCGCACAAUGAAUGGUGUAGGAUCAAUUGCGCGAGGACUGAUUGAAGCUGAAAGAGAGGAGUGACGCGAGUGCGGGCCCACAACGCCACACAUUCUCUCCUUGCUUGCUCCUGCCACCUCAACUCUCCUCGUAGAAGACUGCCAUCGCACAGUCAAUCUGAUCGACAAUGUCACCUCAGGAAGGUGAUGGAAAACUAUUUUCGCUCGAGCAAUUGAGUACGUUGGACUUGAUCAAGACACUGUCUUCCAGGCUCGAGCAAGGUGACACUCGCCAACGCAUACUUCCUCUCGAGGAUCUUGAUGGACUGAUCAAGGCAGCCGAGACUAUGGUUCAAGCUAUGCGGCGCGAGCGGAAUGCCCGCGUCGCGAUCAACCAUCUUCCUGCCGAAGUACUCGAGGAGAUAUUCGUGACCACUUGCACCGUCAAGCUAGCUGAAUACAGAUUCAAACACUAUGGGUGUGGCGAAGCGAUGACCAUAUGGAACCCAACUUGGAUUGAAAAGGGCAGAGCAGUCGGUCUCAUGCUUGUCUGCCAUCCUUGGAAAGAGAUCGCCUCGGGGAUACGGGAGCUCUGGAAUGGCGUUGAAACAUAUUGGGAACAUAAAGAUCGUAUCUUGUUGGAGAGGUCCGGCCAAGGCCCGCUCAAGGUGCUGACUCACGGCAAAAUGGAACCACCUUAUGCUGUUGUGCAUGCUCUUCAAAAUGUGGAACAUUCAUCCCGAAUCCAAGAGUUGUACUUGACAUCCCCCUUAUUAGCACGUGAGAACAGAGAAUAUUUUGGAAUGCUAGCGCCCUCGCUGAGGUCUCUUGCGUUGCAAGGUGACUACAGUCGUGUGCCAAACGAGACGCUCAACCUCUUUGACAACCACAUCCCCUGUCUAGAACGCCUGUCGCUCUCAUAUGUGGGUUGGCUGCCCAGCAAUGCGUUCGCCGAACUGACAUUCUUGGCUAUCGACCAAUGCUAUGUAUCCAAAUGCCGCGCCAAAAUACGCAGCGUGCUUGCUGGAACACCAAACCUAGUGGAUCUCGUCCUGCGAAAAGUGGCUGACCAACACUUCGGAUACAUCCGAGUGGAAACAGAGGCUGCGGACAUGAAGCCCGUGUCGCUCACUCGGUUGCGGCGUUUACUGAUCGAGAAUAUGUGGACCGAUGAUGUCGACUAUGUCUUCCGCGAUGCUCGGCUAGACGGAGACAUAUCCGUCUCGAUCAAACGUGUGAGACCGCGCGAUGAUGGCCAUCGAAUUCUCAAAGUGGUAUCCACUUGGUCAUUGAAUGCCUUGAAACAUCCCAAAGAACUGCAUUUCCAGCCACACGUCGCCAUCAUCGCUGGAGCCUCAUCUGGGUUCCGUUUUGAGGUCGAGAGAAGCGUGUCCCUCCGGUAUUGGUUCAGCUGGUCACGGAACCUUCCCCUUUCCAGCAUCUCUCACCUGUGCACGUUUGAAGAUGCAAGCAUGCCGACCAGUCUUGAACGUGUCCACAAUUUUCUUAGGCAGAUGACCUCGCUUGAGACAUUGUCCGUCAACAUUGAAGGCCUGACGAAGAUCAUCGACGCACUUACACUCUUCCUAGAUCCAACCGACCCGCCUCUCUGUCCCGCACUGACGACGCUACGUAUCACCAUCCGUCAAGACAGUGACUGUAACACGAUCCUAGACUCUCUCCUCCCGCAAGAUGCGCAGCUUGGCGUCAAACACCUGUACGUCGGGCUGAUCGGUCCUCCGAAUGAAUUUGGGGAAGCCCUUCAAGCUGCGAAGGAUCACCUGCAUGGCAACUUCGAAUCGGUGAAAUCCGAGACGCUGUUGUACGAUAAGGCAUACAACAUUACUUUGCCACUGGUUUGUGAUAAGGAGGUGCAUGCUUUGUGGCCACGCUGGCUUUAGGUAUCAUGUAGAUGAGAGGCGACAUUCAAGAUACUUUCUGGCUUCCUGGGGUGCGGGUGAAGUCCUAGUCUGUAAGUGUCCGUUGAAUUAUCGAAUCAAUGACCAAAUGGCAUUAUUCACGCAGAAAUAUCACUCUUAUGAUCACCUUUACACUGUAUUUCAGCUGUUCCGAUGAAUGAUAUUAUGCAGACAAUGCUCGUCGCGUU
This is a messenger RNA of Laetiporus sulphureus 93-53, 2311 nucleotides long. RefSeq lists its product as uncharacterized. The transcript is spliced from 3 exons. The coding region runs from base 393 to 2105 and encodes 570 amino acids. The record is from RefSeq and is a predicted model, not a curated record. NCBI's taxonomy places the organism in Eukaryota, Fungi, Basidiomycota, Agaricomycetes, Polyporales, Laetiporaceae.